This is a messenger RNA of Glycine soja, 956 nucleotides long. RefSeq lists its product as uncharacterized. The record is from RefSeq and is a predicted model, not a curated record. NCBI's taxonomy places the organism in Eukaryota, Viridiplantae, Streptophyta, Magnoliopsida, Fabales, Fabaceae. Bases 168 to 704 code for a protein of 178 amino acids. The transcript has a single exon.
UUUUAUUGUAUUGUGGGCGCGGAUAAGAAUUAAUGAUUGGGGUAGGCAACUAGGGCUCCAAACCCAUUCCAUAUAUAUAUUACGCACUGUGACUGAAACUCUGAAGCAGAAAAACAGAAAAAGAAAACAAUUAUCAGCAAUAAUAAAAUUAUAGGCACGAUUCUGGCAUGUCCAAUUCUCAACAGAAUGAGCUUCAUUAUUCAACCGCCAACGGGGACGAGAGGUCAAACCCUUGUUUAGCCAACACGCGCUGCAGCUUCUGCUUUCCCUGUUGCUUCGGUUCCCGUCGCGACUCGGCCACCCUCGGGUUCGGGUGGUGGGAGCGCGUGCGAGCCACGUCGUCAUGGUCCGAGUCGCGCUCCGAGGCGCAACCGGUGACCGGGAGUCCCGGUGGGCGGUGGUGGUCUGGCGGCGUGAGGGCCUUUAUGAAGGUGCGCGAGUGGUCGGAGCUCGCGGCGGGGCCUCGGUGGAAGACUUUCAUCCGGCGGUUCAGCCGGAGCCGGAGUGGCGGGUCGCGGCACGCGGCGGGGAAGUACCAGUACGACCCCUUGAGUUACGCUUUGAACUUCGACGAGGGGCAUAACGGGGAUUUCGGCGAUGACGGCUACGACGGGUUACGGAAUUUCUCCACGCGUUACGCCGCGCCUCCUCCGAUUAAGUCCGUUUCCUCGGAUUCGAAUCAAGACGUCGCCGUUUUGGGAUAAGACUAAGGAAAAAAAAAAAAAAGAGGAAUUGCGCUGAUUACAUAUGCCAGGUCAUGUGGUGUCGAUUUUGGGAAUUUUGCUUCUGCUAGCUUACAAGUGUGCAGUUACUGUGUAUUAAUUUUAUUAUAUUACUAUCAAUCAAUAGUUAUAGGAUUUUAAUUUCUUACUAUUGUAUAUUCCUUCCUUGGCAUUACAGUAUUUUUUUUAGUUAAUAUAUUGGUUAUAUAUUAUUUUUUUUCUUGAAGAAGGUUA